Molecule: messenger RNA, 1389 nt
Organism: Phragmites australis (common reed)
Lineage: Eukaryota; Viridiplantae; Streptophyta; Magnoliopsida; Poales; Poaceae
Product: F-box/kelch-repeat protein At1g67480-like
Exons: 1
Coding region: 87-1265 (392 amino acids)
Molecular function (GO): protein binding
Source: RefSeq, a predicted model, not a curated record
UACACUACCGGUAAUGGUAUCACUUAAUUAGUAGCACAAGAACAAGCAGACACUAGUUGGGUAGUACCUGGUGCAGAAGCUGAACCAUGGGCUCCUUGCAUGGCGACGUUGGCACCUCCCCGUGCUUCUCCAGCUCUGGGAGCAGCAGUGGCAGCAGCCGGAGUGACAACGUCGGCGGUGGCAACGGCAGGUUCAGGAUAUACGCGUGCUUUGCGCUCGGCGACUCGAACAGCCUCGAGUGCUACGAGCCCAGCGCCAACACAUGGUGCCGCAUGGGCGCGCUCCCGGAUGUUCCUGACGGCCACAUACUGAAGGGCUUCGCCGUCGUCGCGCUUGCUGAGUCCGUGUAUGUUAUCGGCGGCCGGCUGUGCCGGAGGGAGAGGGGCGCCACGACCGGCGAGUACCGCGACACCGACGUCAGCGUGCGGGCAGAUGUGCUCCGGUACGACGUGCGCCGAGGGGAGUGGCAUCACUGCACGCCACUCCUCGUCCCGCGCUUUGAUUUCGCUUGCGCGCCGUGCCAGGGCAGGAUCUGCGUGGCCGGCGGGCAGUCCUCGCUGUCCGGCGCCCGGGGCACGGCGGCGGCCGAGGUGUAUGAUGCGGAGAAGGACCAGUGGUCGGCUCUCCCCGACAUGAGCACGCUGCGCUACAAGUGCGUCGGCGUGACAUGGCAAGGCAGCUUCCACGUCGUGGGGGGCUUCGCAGAGAGCACAUCGUCGGCCAGUGACGCUCUCCUGGCGCCAGGAACCACCGUGCCACAGUCGUCGGCGCUGGAGCGGAGCUCCGCGGAGGUGUUCCACCGCACGAGCGGGACGUGGGAGAUCAUCCCGGGGAUGUGGCAGCUUGACGUGCCGCCGAACCAGAUCGUGGCGGUGGCGGGCCGGCUGUUCAGCUCCGGUGACUGCCUCAACAGCUGGAAGGGCCACGUCGAGGUCUACGACGGCGAGCUAAACAUCUGGAGCAUCAUGGACCACUCGGCCCUGCCGGACCUGUCGCUGCUCGCCAGCCUCCCGCCGUCUGCGCAGCGGCUCUACCUCACCAUGGCCGUUGUCGACACACGGCUCUACUUCCUCGCCGGUUACCAGGUGCCGUCGGGCGACGACAGCUUCAGAACAGUCUCUCUAGUGCACAGCUUCGACACCAGCGCUGCCCCAGGGUUGGUGCCGGCAUGGAGCAGCUUCCAGCCCAAAAUGGACCAGGAGAACGUCGAGGACGGUAGCAAGGAGCUGUUCAGCCAGUGCUGCUCGGUGCAGCUCUCCAGCUAAAGUCCAGUCCACAGCAUAUGUAUCAUGGUUUUGGUCAUAGCAUUAUGCAUUGUGUCUCAUCUAUACUAUUAAUCUGGUACUUGUGCUCUGGUGGUGAAUAUGUUUGAACCAUAUGGCACACAUC